Molecule: messenger RNA, 1284 nt
Organism: Striga hermonthica
Lineage: Eukaryota; Viridiplantae; Streptophyta; Magnoliopsida; Lamiales; Orobanchaceae
Source: the annotation of a GenBank genome assembly
AUGAGGGUUUUGUAUUUGGUGACUGUACCCAUUUGGUUUUUUAGCUGCCCUCUAUUUUCUUCCUCUGUUCAUCCCCCUUUGGGCAAUCCCAUUUUCCACAAUGGUCAUGGUUCUGCUAACUCAAUAGCUCAUUCUCCAGAGAUCAAAGUAGUCCACCACCAUGAUUUAAGCAAGAAAGUUCUUGUUCCUGUUGUUGUGGCCUCAUCUCUUGUUGGUGGAAUUUUGCUGCUAUUAUCUUGUUCUUUUAUCUACAGACUGAAAAGGCUAAGAACAUACAGUAAUGCCACAAAUGAUAUAAACUCAGGUUCCGCUAAAGGGAUAUCGCUAAUUCCAGUCCCGAAUAAUUUUCGUUAUUCAAAAUUUGGUAGCAAAAAGGGUUCAGUUGCUUCUAUUGAUUACCAGAUGCUGGCGAUUGCCACGAAUAAUUUCGACGAACGGAAAUUGUUAGGAGAAGGCGGGUUAGGCCGCGUGUUUAAGGCUUGUUUUAGUGAUAAUUUUGAAGCAGCUGUUAAGAAAAUAUGUGCUGAUUGGCAAGAAGCUCAAAGACAGUAUGAGAAUGAGGUCCAAAUACUGAGUAAAAUUCAGCAUCAGAAUAUAGUUUCUCUAUUAGGAUAUUGCGUGCAUGAACAACAACGGUUCUUGGUUUAUGAAAUGAUGGAGGGCGGCUCGCUCGAUUUAAUUUUGCAUGCACCUUCUCGUAGAUCGACAUUGACGUGGCCACUUAGAAUGAAAAUUGCUCUUGAUGUUGCAAGAGGAUUAGAGCACCUGCAUGAGCAUUGUGACCCGCCCGUGAUUCAUAGAGAUCUCAAGUCAUCUAACAUUCUUCUCGACUUCAACCUCAAUGCCAAGAUUUCAGAUUUUGGCCUUGCGAUCGCUGAAGGGAACUCAAUCAAGACGAACAUCAAGCUCACGGGAACAUUGGGCUAUGUAGCCCCAGAGUACCUAUUAGAUGGUAAACUUACAGACAAAAGUGACGUGUAUGCCUUCGGUGUGAUUCUUUUGGAGCUUUUGAUGGGAAGACGGCCUGUGGAGAAAGUAGGGGAAUCACAGUGUCAAUCUAUAGUUACCUGGGCGACCCCUCAGCUCAUGGACCGAUCAAAGCUUCCGGACAUUGUCGACCAAUCCAUCAAAGACACUAUCGAUUUGAAACAUUUAUAUCAAGUGGCUGCUAUAGCAGUGCUAUGUGUACAACCAGAGCCAAGUUACAGACCACUUAUAGCAGACGUUUUGCACUCGUUGAUACCCCUUGUGCCCGUCCAACUCGGGGGAUCUCUCAAAGGUUGA